AUGGCGUCGCCGGCCACUGCGCGACGCAGCGAGCCAAAGCAGCCAAAAUUCCAGUCCCAUCUCGACGCACAGCAAUCGCCGCCCAUUCAAGCCGAGAACCCUCGUCCCUCCAUUUCACCUUUAAGCGCCAGAGCCUCUCCUGUCGCUGUUCGCGAAGCUGCACUUCAGAAUGCGAACGCGCUCGACGAGUCGAUAGAUGGAAACAUCAAUGGUGCCGAGGUCGGCGACCAGGAUGACGACCGCUCGAGCAGUCUGAGCGAGCCCGAGGACGACGAUGAGGUGGAUCUAGUACCCGGUACUGCUGUUGUUAAUACCGAGACGUCUGGAGAGCUUGCCAUACAUCAAUCGCUUGAAGUAGAUUCUGAAGCAGAGACCGAGCGGCUCGACCAGACACCCACCAAAUUGCGCAAAGACGCAGACAUCACGGGAAAGACGCCCAGCAAGCUCAGCCAAGCUGCUCUAGCCGUUGACGAUUUGUCAGACCCUCCUUCGCCGAUUCCGCCGGCGGGUCCUGGCGCAGCCUCGAGCACGAGCACAAUUGAGACAACCGGUGAGUGGCCUACGGGUCAAGGCCUGGAGCAAACUCAGGCGGAUGAUCUCCAAACAGGUCGGAAACGCAAGCGAUCAGAUACGGGAGAGAGCUCCUUGAGCAGCGCCGACUCAGACAUCGGCGAGUCGCCUCGAAAGAGAAGUCACAGCUCUGCCGCUGAAGAGCUUGUCGCAGAAGACAGAGAUACAGAAAUACCUGCUUUGAACAUCGAGAGUAUUGUGGAAGAAGCGAUUGUGGACGACUCUGAAGCUGUCGAGGCUGCACCGGCAUCGCCUUUGGUAGGCGUUAAAGCCAAAAAGGGCCCGAAGCCCAAAGGAAGACCGAAAAAGGAUGCUACCAAAGAGACAGAAUUGCAGAAGACGGAAGAGCCAGUGCCAGAGGAGGAACAGAGUGAGGAGGCGAUCGCGAAAUCUGCAGAAGAGCUUCAGCGGCGACAGACGGCUACAGUGAACUUCGAAGACCUCGCGAAGCAGUUCCUCGCAUUCCGCGAAAAGACCUGCAACGAGAAGCUCGCGGCAGUUGACGCUGAGCUCGAACUGCUCAACCUGCCUGUUUGCAAACAUCCCGAUUUUAUGCGCCAAGUCGCGUGCGUCGAUGCGCGGAGACAGAAACAAAAGCGGGAGGCCGAGGCAUGGAGAAAAUAUAAGAAAGAAAGUCUGCGGACAACAACUUUGGGCGAGCGAAGUCAAUUGCACAGUCAAUUCUUCCAGCGCACACGACAGCUAAGAGAGGACGUCAUGGAUCAGCUUGGAAAGGAUUGGUACGACAUCCAGAAUGAGCGUCGGCAGAGCAACCAGGACAAGGACGAGUUGUACGUCCGCAAAUUCUCCAUGAAGAAGAGCGAGCAGGUCAAGAUCCAAGCCAAGUACAACCAGGAAGUGUCGGUGCUCAGCGGCGUUGCGAAAUACGUCGGUUUCCCAGCUGCGCCAGAGAUUACAGGCGCGGAAGGCGAUUCUCUGGAGGACGAUCUGAAGGCCAUGAAGAUUUCGAAGCGUGCUCAUCACUCCAGUUCACAUGCCCAAACGGUCUACUUCCCAAACCGGGCUGCAUUGAUCCAGCCGCAAAGCGAACGCAUCGCCCACGAGCAAUUCAUCGAGCAAAAUCCGUGGGCGAGGCCUCAGGGUCCGAUCCAGCACCACGGCACGCCGAACCUCACCCACACUCCGGACUGGGCAGCGGAAGCUGGUAUCGGCGCGAAACACAUUAUUCGACAGUUGAGUGGUAGCGUGCAGCGGACAGGAAGUCCUUAUAUGACGCCAAUGCAAAGACGACCCCCCUUGGAUCAUUCCAGCUCGGGCACAGUCGCGGUCAAUAGUGACGGCGUCGAAGCUCCCUCGAGCUUAGCAGCAGCUCCGCCGACGGAGGCACGCACGCACGGGCAUCCGGGCAGGGAUCUUGCUUCUCCUCUCGUGAUCGCCAAACAUCGGCAGAAUGGGGCAGAGCUGACAGGAUUCCGCAAUAGCUCGAAUAUAUCUGGCGUCAGCACCAUCGAUGCGCCAGAUUCUGCUGAGAGGGCGAGGGAUGGCCUCCGAGAGUCACUGCCGGGCAUGUCCAAAGAGUUGUCAGCACCACAGCACAUUUUCGACACAAGUCAAAUACAUCGACUCACUGGCGAUGUGAGAAAGCCGCACGAGGUAUAUGCGAAUGCAAAUUUCCGGCCUCAGGAAGGCGCAUAUGGCACGCCGGGACCUUUACCUGCGUCGAGUGGCCCGCCAUAG
Molecule: messenger RNA, 2268 nt
Organism: Pseudocercospora fijiensis CIRAD86
Lineage: Eukaryota; Fungi; Ascomycota; Dothideomycetes; Mycosphaerellales; Mycosphaerellaceae
Exons: 3
Coding region: 1-2268 (755 amino acids)
Biological process (GO): negative regulation of transcription by RNA polymerase II
Cellular component (GO): Sin3-type complex
Molecular function (GO): histone deacetylase binding
Source: RefSeq, a predicted model, not a curated record